Molecule: messenger RNA, 4538 nt
Organism: Leucoraja erinaceus (little skate)
Lineage: Eukaryota; Metazoa; Chordata; Chondrichthyes; Rajiformes; Rajidae
Product: CD276 antigen homolog
Exons: 5
Coding region: 919-1872 (317 amino acids)
Biological process (GO): positive regulation of ERK1 and ERK2 cascade; T cell activation; interleukin-15-mediated signaling pathway
Cellular component (GO): external side of plasma membrane; membrane raft
Molecular function (GO): protein tyrosine kinase binding; MHC class II protein binding
Source: RefSeq, a predicted model, not a curated record
UAUUCCCUGACUCCGCUAUCUUUAAGAACCCUAUCCAGCUCUCUCUUGAAAGCAUCCAGAGAACCUGCCUCCACCGUCCUCUGAGGCAGAGAAUUCCACAGACUCACCACUCUCAGUGAGAAAAAGUGUUUCCUGGUCUCUGUUCUAAAUGGCUUACUCCUUAUUCUUAAACUGUGGCCCCUGGUUCUGGACUCCCCCAACAUCGGAAACAUGUUUCCUGCCUCUAGCUUGUACAAGCCCUUAACAAUCUUAUAUGUUUCAAUGAGAUGCCCUCCCAUCCUUCUAAACUCCAGAGUGUACAAGUCCACAGCCGCUCCAUUCUCUCAGCAUAUGACAGUCCCGCCAUCCCGGGAAUUAACCUGGUGAACCUACGCUGGGCUCCCUCAAUAGCAAGGAUGUCCUUCCUCAAAUUAGGGGACCAAAACUGCCCACAAUACUCCAGGUGUGGUCUCACCAGGGCCCUGUACAACUGCAGAAGGACCUCUUUGCUCCUAGACUCGAUUCCUCUUGUUAUAAAGGCCAACAAGGCUUUCUUCACUGCCUGCUGUACCUGCAUGCUUACUUUCUUAGACUGAUGAACAAGGACCCCCAGAUCCCGUUGUACUUCCCCUUUUCCCCCUUCCCAUUUAGAAAGAUGAGGUUCCAUGUCUCAAAGGCUCUUAAAAUGCUGUUUGAGCUCAGUAAAUUCCAGUUUUCCUUUGCCGAAUAAGGUUUGACAAGAUGUAUUUUACACUGACACAAACACUUUCAACAGAAGUGAUGUCUGAACCCUGAGCAGGAGAAGAAGAGGAAGGUCCUGUAGUUUCAUAAGACACAGCGUGAGACUGGGGAAGUCAGUGUGUCACCGUGCUUGGAGCUUUGCUGCCCAGUCUCUGGUCUCGUUCACCAUCAGUCUCUUCCCACAAGAGAAUUUACAAAAUGAGGCCGAGGUUUCUCUGCAACAGUUUGCCUGCUGGUUUGAUGUUGGGUUUCUUUGUUUUCCUGCUUCAGCCAGUUUCCACACAGAAAAACAGAAAUCGAAUGUAUUUCUUGGAUAAUGGAGACGAGAUUGUGUUAAACGGAACGGCCAAUGCUGAGAAAGACACUGUUGUUGUCUGGGAAUGGAAACCACACUCAGGGAAGGAAAUCGGAAAAUUGUCGACUUUUAGAAGAACGGGGAGCUAUUGGACCAAAGAGAAGAUCGAUGGCAACUUGUACCCGGGGAUGAAAGUGAAUACCUAUACCCUUGCUCUAACAAUCGAUAAACCCACAUUUAAAUGGGCGGGAAUUUUCACUUUGACUCAAACAGAACCGAUAAAGCAAAUCCUGAAACAAUAUGAAAUAUUUGGGAUGAAAGUUGAGGCAAGUCCACAGAAGCCUCUGCUGGGCAGUGACGUUACACUCAGCUGCACCAUCUCCAGACUCUCAGAUACAGUCAGUCUUCACUGGAGACCCAUGGACUCAUCCCAGCAGAACAGGGGCAACACUGAUCAGAUCCGCCUGGAUAACACGGUCUAUCUGAUGGUUCGACACGUUACAGUGGAGGAUGGGAAUCUGUAUGUGUGUGAAGUGCGGGAAAACGGAAACAUUCUUCACACAAGUAACGCAGGUUUUACUGUAGACAACGUCACAGCUGAACCGUCUGAUGCAGUGACUGAGGGAGACACCGUUACCCUGACCUGCUCUGUGUCUCACGUCAUUGGGUCAAUGAGACUGGUUUGGAUCAAUGGCGAUGGCAAACGUGUUGGAGAAAAGACACUGACUGAGGAAGAGAAAUCACUGAGUCUGGUUAUUCAGAAAGCUGAGAGAGGCAGAGGGAACUGGAGAUGUGUUUUGUUUGAUCAAGACCUGCCCCGGCUUUUUGUCCCGUAUCAGGAGCCCAGUGGUAAGUGAUAAGGGUUUGUUCUUCAUACUUAGAGUCAUGAUUGAGUUUUGAUGUCCUGACAUUUGAGUGGAAUAUUUUCUUCCAGUUUGAGUUGUCUAACUCUGUUAUGAUCAAUGAAUUCUCAAAUUUCAAAUAACACUUCCCGAACACCACUCCCCCCCCCCCCCUUCAUUGUACACGCAUUUAUCCCACCACCCAGUGAUCCUAUUCUCUUCCCUUCCUCUUUCAACUCAUUUCCCACCCCUUCCUUCCAAUUGCAGAGUUUUCCUUUUAUGUUCUUGCUCCACAUCCACCCAUAUCCCUCCCUCUGUUACUGAUCUGACUGUAGAUCAGUCAGUAUUAGUUGACCUGAUCUAUGUCAUGUUUUACUGCAUGCCGCUGUGUACUCAAACAGUCGUCUGGUUGAACCAGGAUUUAUAUAAAGGACUUCAAGAUUAUGUAAAAGGAAACACGAUAGAAACGAAACAGAAAUGGGAAUUGGAAAUGAAUAUUAUUAUUACUGAUGAAAUGUGGGGAAAAGACAUGUCUUUUGUUCAUACGUUAACAAACAGCCCCGCCUGGAGGGAGUUUGAAUGGAAAACUAGAAUGAGAGUAUUUCAGACUCCUCUUAUGUUAGCAAGAUACAGCAACACCUCAGAUUUAUGCUGCAGACAUUGCGGGAAGAUUAGUGAUCAUACCCAGAUUGUGGGGAUUAUCCCAAAUUGUAUCAAUAUUGGAGAGACAUUCAGACGGAGAUCAAGCUAAUCUUGGGGGUGGAUCUACCUCUGGAGCCGGCAUGCUUCAUACUAGGAGAGACUCCAGAAAAUAUAGAUACCAAAACAUAGAAACAUAGACAAUAGGUGCAGGAGUAGAGGCCAUUCGGCCCUUCGAGCCUGCACCAUUCGCCAUUCGAUAUGAUCAUGGCUGAUCAUCCAACUCAGUAUCCUGUACCUGCCUUCUCUCCAUACCCCCUGAUCCCUUUAGCCACAAGGGCCACAUCUAACUCCCUCUUAAAUAUAGCCAAUGAACUGGCCCCAACUACAUUCUGUGGCAGAGAAUUCCAGAGAUUCACCACUCUCUGUGUGAAAAAUGUUUUCCUCAUCUCGGUCCUAAAAUAUUCCCCCCUUAUCCUUAAACUGUGGCCCCUUGUUCUGGACUUCCCCAACAUCGGGAACAUUCUUCCUGCAUCUAGCCUGUCCAACCCCUUAAGAAUUUUGUAAGUAUCUUCUAAAUUCUAUCGCUGAUGAUUGUUUGCUGUACCGUCCAAUUAAGUCAGCUGAUGAUGAAGAUGCUCUCCAAAAACAUCUUGAUACAAUGGUUGAGUGGUCACAACAAUGGGGCAUGCAGUUCACCCCUUCCAAGAGUGAAACCAUGGCGAAACAUCACGCUACAUCAUUCAAUCAAUCAAUCAGUUUUAUUCGUCACAUUGUACAUAAAGUGCAAGUGAAAUGAAUUUGUCAGCAGCAGUACAAUGAUAAAGAACACACAAUACACAAUAAAAAGUUAACACAAACAUCCACCACAGCAUUCAUCACUGUGGUGGAAGGCACAUAAUUUGGCCAGUCCUCCUCCAUUUCCCCCCGUGGUCCUUGGUGCCACCCUUGAAAAAUCCAAACAAACCAAGUAUCUUAGCAUCGAAUCUACGCAGGAAUGAUCAGACUCAUCAUGCAACGGUGAAAGCCACAGGUGUCCUAAGCGUUCUGAGACGCAACUUUCAUCAUUGUUGAACUUCUCUCAAGGAGAAGCUAUCCUUCACCCUAAACCUCACUUGGACCCAUGCACAAAUAAAAACAUUUCUUCCCUCUAACGUGUCCAAAGACAGGCAGCUCGAUUUGUUACUAAUACCUAUGAGAGAGAUGCGAGUUUUACCAAACUUCCAAAUUCACUGGGGUGGAAGCCUCUCCAAGACGGACGUGAAGCUCACCGUUUAACCUGUUUUUUACAAAAUGUUGUACACCAAACCCAUACCAAUUAGGCGCCGACGAGGGCAUUCCAUCCAAUUUGAGAUACCAGCUACCAAGUCAGAUGUGAUCAUAUUGAAUGGCGGUGCAGGCUCGAAGGGCCGAAUGGCCUACUCCUGCACCUAAUUUCUAUGUUUCUAUGUGUACCACAAUUCAUUCAUCCCCCGCACAAUUCAAGCAUGGAAUAGUCUUCACCCUACCAUAGUUACCCAACCAGAUGCAACUACAUUUAAAGUAGCUAUUUCUUCCCAAGAACCCUUUCUGGCGUAAGUUCGCUCUCCACCACCUCCAGUUUAAAUUCCAUUUGGAAUAUUUUGGAGGACCACUAAACCAAGAACCAAGAUUAGAGGGUAUGUGUAGGAGAGAACUGCAGAUGCUGGUUUACACCAACGAUUGACAUAAAAUGCUGGAGUAACUCAGCGGGACAGGCAGUAUCUGUGGAGAGAAUGAAUGGGUGACGUUUCGAGUCGGUGGUGGCACAUGACGUUGUUCAUUUCCACAAGGAAUGUGAAAGAAGCAUCUUGUCACUCACAUAUGAACGUUCUUCCUCUGCAUCCUCCAAAGACCGAGAACGUCCCAGGGGAUAAUGAAUUUAACAAAUCGGCUCAGAAUGGGAACAAGUUGCUUCAAAUCGGGAUCUCUAUUCAGAUCUUAAACGUUCAGAAAAAUGGUUGCGGAAGUAUUUCUUCCCAUUGAGUAUAGAAGCUGGGAUGUAAUGUUACAAUUGUACAAUG